Molecule: messenger RNA, 1704 nt
Organism: Exophiala aquamarina CBS 119918
Lineage: Eukaryota; Fungi; Ascomycota; Eurotiomycetes; Chaetothyriales; Herpotrichiellaceae
Exons: 4
Coding region: 1-1704 (567 amino acids)
Source: RefSeq, a predicted model, not a curated record
AUGCACAUCCCAGUUUCCUACCUUUCUGUGGCAACCUAUCUACUUACACGAACUGUUCAUGCACAAAAUUCGUUGCCUCAAGUCGACCUUGGCUAUGAGAUUCACCAGGCUAUCGAGUUGAAUGAAACCGCUCAAACGUACAACUUUACCAACAUUCGCUAUGCUCAACCUCCAGUUGGGAAGCUCCGAUUCGCCGCUCCUGUGCCACCGGAAGGCAGAGAUACAGUUGUGAACAAUGGAAGUACUUUGGGGAGAAUCUGCCCCCAGGCUACUCCAGCAUGGUUUGGAAUUUCAGCCCUGUUCACUCCCUAUUUUCUCAAUGGGACGGCCGAGGAAUUCAACUUUACCCUCGCUGAACAGCAAUUGGAAUUGUAUUUGCAAAACACACCGCCUAGUCAACCUGAUCCUCGAACCAGCGAAGAUUGUCUUUUCCUCGACGUCCUCGUUCCCAAGAAGAUCUUCGACAAUUCCAACAAUCGGCACCGAAGAUGGCAACAUGCGGGCGCCCCGGUUCUUGUGUGGAUUUACGGCGGCGGCUAUACCUUAGGCUCCAAAGACGCGAUUCCGAAUGCGAAUGGCCUCAUACAAGCGAGUCAGGCAGAUGGAAGCGAUGGAAUCGUUUUCGUGGCCUUGAAUUAUCGCAUCGGAGCACUGGGCUGGCUUUCUGGCCCCAGUCUGCAGGAGGCCGGCGGUGUUUCGAACGCGGGACUCUACGAUCAACGAUUGGCAAUUGAAUGGGUGGCCGAGAACAUUCAUCUCUUUGGCGGUGACCCUAAUCGCAUUACGUUAAUAGGUGAAUCUGCUGGAGCGGGCUCGAUUGAACACCAGAUCACAGCAUUCGGGGGUCAGAAAGGUGUUUCAUUCCAACAGGCAAUCCCCCAGUCUCCAGCCUUUGGGCCCCUCGUGUCGAAUUACCUCCAGGAGAACCAUACGCAAAACUUCCUUGCACUCUUAAAUGUCUCGACCAUAGAAGAAGCCCAGAACGCAUCUUCCGCAGAGAUCAUCCGGGCGAAUGCGCUUCAAGUGGCUUCCGCGCCUUAUGGCACGUUCGUCUACGGGCCGGUUGUUGAUGGGGUGUUUGCGCCCUCACUGCCAGGACAGCUUUUCAGCCGAGGGCAAUUCGCUCAGAAUGUCACCGUCAUGGUCGGACAUAAUACUCAAGAAGCACCCUUGUUCACCCCUCCUAAUGUCCAAACCAAUGACGAUGUUAGAGCCUGGGCGCGGCUUACUUACCCGGGAGUAUCAGCUGACAUAGCCGACUACGUCGUGGAGACUCUCUAUCCUGCUGUCUACGACGGAUCACAACCAUAUUCCAACCCCAUAGAACGCACGAUUCUGAUUUCCAGUGAUGUAGCCUUUGUCUGCAACGCCAAUUAUAUCAACAAAGCAUUCAAAAACCAGACCUGGGCUUACGAGUUCCAAGUCCCACCCGCGCUACACGGGCUGGAUGUUCCAUACACUUUUUACCAGGGCCAAGGCACGAAUCUUUCCGCGGGCAUGAUUGCUCCUGUGGCCGAGGCUUUCCAAGGAUACAUCACCAACUUUGUGAAGAAUGGAAACCCAAACGGGCCCGGUUUGCCGUAUUUCCCCAUCCAGGGUACGAAUGCCAGCAUGCAAGGAAUCAAUGCCACAUAUAUUCAGCCGCAGAUGGACGACACGGCAAAUCCACGAUGUGCCUGGUGGCAGAAAGCGUUGUACUACUGA